Molecule: messenger RNA, 990 nt
Organism: Fulvia fulva
Lineage: Eukaryota; Fungi; Ascomycota; Dothideomycetes; Mycosphaerellales; Mycosphaerellaceae
Exons: 1
Coding region: 1-990 (329 amino acids)
Source: RefSeq, a predicted model, not a curated record
AUGACCCGAAACGAAAAGCCUCUCCCGAACGUCCAUGGUUUGCACGAUGGACCUGUCCCACGUCCAAAGAGGAAGAAUCCGAGUGACGAGAAGCCGAAGCCAAAACCACCACCACGAGUGAUCGAUGGCGUAAUCCGCACGAGUGUGGACGAGACUACGGGUACAUCCAGGGGUCGGACUCUCCAGGAGCAUCAUGAUGCAAAACGCUCACUCAGCCAUCCUCUCGCGCCCGACCGAAGGAAGCGCGAACCAAGUGAAACAACUCUCCACGGUCCCGAACCAGCAGCCAUGGGAGAGACGAGCGAGACCAGGAAUCAAGAGAUCAGCCCUGUGGAGCCUGUGAAGAAACACAACCCAGCUGAGCUUGUGUCCACGCCCAAGGCUGACCCCAAUCCCAAGCCCAAGUUGAGGGCAAGAAAGACUGCCACCCGCAACGAUGACUCCUUUGUCGACGACGAUGCAGAAGAGUCCAAAGGCGGCAAGAAAAUAAUACAAGCCACUGUUGAAGACGAUGACGAAGAAGAAGGCGAGCCGAUUGGCCCGAUUCCAGCGAAACCAGUCAAGACGAGUUCAGUGAAAGCCAUUCCCACCAGUGAAUCUGCGAAGCCAGCAACGAAUCGAACUACCAGAAGCCAGUCCGUCCACGGUAACAAAGAUACUGGCUCAGAGGCUGCUAACAAGGCUACCCGCACCGGCAAAGCACCCGUCAGCCAACAGAAAGCUGCUGCACCAGCUGCAGGCUCAAGUAAGCGUGGGGCGUCUGUUGUUGUAAGAGCUCCAGCAGAAGAUCAGGACGAGGAUCAACGCGAGGAAGAGGAAAACGAAGAGCCGAAGCGAAAGAGAGCCAGGAAGUCCAUUGAUCCUCCAAUGAUCACUGUGGAGGGUGGAAUCGAUCUCCAUGGUCGGUGGGCGAUUCGUCGUUACGAGGUGGUCGCGUCUGAAGAGAGGCUUGAGCUUGUGAGGUCAAGAGAUCGUCAAGAGAGUGCGUGA